AUGCGGUAUGAGUGGUUACGGCGAGGCAAAGGGGCGACGGAGUUCUCUGCAAUUCCCGAUGCCGAGGGGGAGGUCUACACGCCCUCCUUCUCGGACGUGCACGCGUGCCUGGCUGUGCGCUGCACCCCGCUGCUCCACGGCCAGCCCUGCACGCCCCUCCUCCUCACCACCCCGCCAGUCGCCCCUGGUCCGGGCAUACCCCGAGUGCACCAUGUGUCGCUGGGAGGGGAGGCAGUGGAAGGGGGGGUCCUGACAGCCAUGGUGGAGGUGGGGUGGAGCUCGGGCGAGCCAGGGCCCUGCCAGUACAGUGAGUGGGGCAUGGGUGGUGCUGGGGGGGUUGCUGCGGGCGAGGGGGACUUACUUUGGGGGGGCGGAGGGGGCGAGUUUGCUGCAGUGCAGUGGUUCCGGGAGGAGGGGGUUGAGGCGGAGGAGGGGUUGGAUGAGGGGGGAGACGGAAGGAGUGCCACUGGUGCUGGUGGCAGCAGUGGUCGUGUGAGUGCAGCCCUCUCCAUCCACUCGCCCCACCGCCCUCUCUCCGUUCCCCUCCUUCUCAGACUGGUGCCAGUGGGCGAGGGCAGGGAGUACGCAGUGCAGGCAGACGACGUGGGCUGCCACUCUCCCUUGCCUCAAAGGGUGGUGGCUGGCUCAUGCUCCAUACUCACGUCACUCGCCCCAUCUCCCCCAUACUCCAGACUAAUACCAGUGGGCGAGGGCAGGGAGUACGCAGUGCAAGCAGACGACGUGGGCUGCCAUCUGCUGCUGCGCUACACGCCAGUCGCCUCCUCAGCGCUACCGCGAGCCAGCGACGUGGCAAUAGAGGGGCCGCUGGUGGAGGGGGCGGAGGUGCGAGUGCGGGCGCGGUUGCAGUGGGCAAAGGAGGGUCGCAGCGAGGUGGAGUGGUUCUUCACUCACACGCCACAUGCCCUUUCCACUGCUGAUCUUCAACCUAUCACUGCCGAGACACCCAACUCCAUGGCGCUCACAGUGCCUCUGGAGGCCAUAGGGUCGCACCUGGCAGUGCGGCUGGUGCCGGUGCGAGCAGAUGGUGUGAAGGGCAGGCCUGUGGUCGCCGUGUCCUCUGCUGCAGUCACAGAGGGCGAGCCGCAGGUGCUGAGUGCGGACAUGGAGGGGGAGGAGGAGGAAGGUGGUGUGCUGGUGGGGUAUUACACGUACCAGGGAGGCGCCGAGGGGGACUCGCUGCUCGAGUGGUACCGAUACGCGGACGAGGAGGGCCAGCCGGGGCCACACGGCGAGCUGGUGGAGGACGAGGAUGGCGAGCAGCCGCGGAUGGCGGGGGGGGGCAUGAGCAGGCACGUUCCGUCCGCUAGCGACGUCGGCUGCUUCCUCUCCUUCCGCGUCACCCCUGUGCGAUCCGACGGGGCGGUCGGCACCCCGCAGGCCGUCUGCACGGCCGGCCCGAUCCGGGCGGCGCUGCCGUCCGUUAGUGACGUGUGGGUGGAGGGCGAUCUGGUGGAGGGCGGGCGGCUGCUGCCCAGGUGGACGUAUGCGGGCGGCAGGCAGGGCAACACACGCGUGCAAUGGUUCUCGGUACUCAUUCCAACAAUACUCCUCCCGAUUCCCACUUACCGCUCCCCCACCCAUCCCCACCGCUCUCCAUCCCUGCAGAUGCUGCCAGACAUGAGUGACAGGCGCCGCAUACACCCCCUCAACCACCAGGAGGAGGAGGAGGGGGAGGAGGAGGGGGAGGAGGAGGGGGAGGAGGAGGGGGAGGAGGAGGGGGGGCUGCGAGUGGGGGCGGAGGAGGUGGGGCGGGUGGUGGUGGUGGUGUGCGUGCCUGUGAGGGUCGAUGGGGAGGAGGGCGCUGCUGUGGAGAGCAGUCCUGUUGGGCCCAUCAUGGCAGGUAGGGGGCAAGGGAGAGGGGCGGGCAAGGGAAGAAAGGGUUAG
This is a messenger RNA of Closterium sp. Yama58-4, 1905 nucleotides long. NCBI's taxonomy places the organism in Eukaryota, Viridiplantae, Streptophyta, Zygnematophyceae, Desmidiales, Closteriaceae. The record is from the annotation of a GenBank genome assembly.